CCCGUAUGAAUAAAAAGUAGUAAUCCACAUUUUACUACAAUUUUAGUAGUAUUUACUACAAUUGUAGUAAAAUGGUAUGAAUAAAAGAUUGUUUACUACACUACAAUUUUCGAACAACUACUUUUGUGGAACAUGUUCAUCGUGUGGUAUGAAUAAAAGUAGUAAAUACUACAAUUUAUUUGUAGUCUGCUCUGGAGCAUGCUACAAAGUUGUUUUCAGCGAGUGGUUUUGCAGUCAAUUCAGAAAAAAAAAACAAGAUAUGGCUAUGUUUAUGAAUUUGAGUGAACGUCGUCAGAAAAUUUACGUAAAUAGACGCAACACCAACAGUGACAACUACAGAAAUUUGUAUCGAUUUACGGAAGAGAACGUUGAAUGGUUGACCGAAGAGUUUUUGGCUAGCUGUUCCGAAACCCGAGGAGGAGCACUGAAUCGCGAUAGAAAGAUGCGUACAUUUCUUCGCUAUAUUGGCGACCCCGGUUUUCAGGUAAUAAAUUUCAAAUUAUAUGGUGAAAUUGAAACGAUUGAAGCCUUAUUCUAUCAAUAAUAUUCUAUUCCAGGUUGGCGUUGGAGAGGUUAUUGGUAUUCAUCAAACCACAGCAUGCAAGACUAUAUGGGAUGUGUGUCAGAAAAUUACCGAAAAGGCAGACCGUUGGAUUCAAUUUCCUAACUCAAUUGAGGACAUGAAGCGUGCACAGGUUCUUUGGUCAAAAAAUCACAAGUUCCCACAGGCAAUUGGCGCAAUUGAUUGUACUCAUGUUCUAAUAAUGAAGCCGCAUGACCAUGGUGACGAAUUUGUGAACAGGAAGGGGUCUGCCUCUUUUAAUAUCCAGGCAACUUGUGAUGGUAAAGAAGCAUUUACUUCCAUUGACUGUUCCUGGCCAGGUUCUGUACAUGAUUCAAGAAUUUGGAAAAAUUCGGCUAUUCAUAACAUCAUGAAUGAAAACUCUUCUGGCGCAAUUCUUUUGGGAGACGAAGGAUAUGGAAUCGCACCGUGGUUGAUGACCCCUUACCGCAAUCCGGAUAUGCCACAGCAAAUGAAUUACAAUAAAAUUCACAGUCGUGAGCGGGUGGUGAUUGAGCGUGUGUUUGGUCAAGUUAAAAGACGUUUCCCUAUUUUAAAGUCCAAGAUACGGAUAAGGACCGACAGAAUUCCAACAAUAAUCUUAGCCUGCUUUAUCUUACAUAAUGUGGCGAAAUAUCUCGGAGAAGAGGAAUUUGAAGACGAUUCGGCGGAUCUACGAUUGCAUGUUGCACCAGCAAAUGAGAAUAGAAACGACACCAUCAAAAUGAGAGGCGAUUCACGUCGAGAUUUGAUUUCACAGUUUUUAUUCGAUAGAACAAAUGUAUUAUAACAUUUUUUU
Molecule: messenger RNA, 1361 nt
Organism: Aedes albopictus (Asian tiger mosquito)
Lineage: Eukaryota; Metazoa; Arthropoda; Insecta; Diptera; Culicidae
Product: putative nuclease HARBI1
Exons: 1
Coding region: 504-1352 (282 amino acids)
Source: RefSeq, a predicted model, not a curated record